Fraxinus pennsylvanica is the source of this 999-nucleotide messenger RNA. NCBI's taxonomy places the organism in Eukaryota, Viridiplantae, Streptophyta, Magnoliopsida, Lamiales, Oleaceae. The record is from the annotation of a GenBank genome assembly.
AUGGCGAAAGAUCCAAUCCGUGUUCUUGUCACCGGCGCCGCAGGACAAAUCGGAUAUGCUCUUGUUCCCAUGAUUGCUAGGGGUGUGAUGUUGGGCGCUGACCAACCUGUCAUCCUCCACAUGCUAGAUAUUCCACCUGCUGCAGAGGCACUUAAUGGAGUGAAAAUGGAAUUGGUCGAUGCUGCAUUCCCUCUUCUCAAAGGGGUUGUUGCAACAACUGAUGUUGUUGAAGCAUGCACUGGAGUCAACAUUGCAGUGAUGGUUGGUGGUUUCCCCAGGAAAGAAGGCAUGGAGAGAAAAGAUGUGAUGUCAAAGAAUGUCUCCAUCUACAAGUCCCAGGCUUCAGCUCUUGAGAAACAUGCGGCUGCCAACUGCAAGGUUUUGGUCGUUGCUAACCCUGCCAACACCAAUGCAUUGAUACUGAAGGAAUUUGCACCAUCUAUCCCGGAGAAGAAUAUUACUUGUCUGACUAGAUUGGAUCACAAUAGGGCUCUUGGACAAAUUUCGGAGAGAUUGAAUGUUCAAGUGUCCGAUGUUAAAAAUGUCAUUAUUUGGGGAAAUCAUUCUUCAACACAAUAUCCUGAUGUCAACCAUGCCACUGUCAAUACUCCUGCAGGAGAGAAACCCGUUCGUGAGCUUGUUGCCAAUGAUGAAUGGUUGAAUAGUGAGUUUAUUACUACUGUCCAGCAACGUGGUGCUGCAAUUAUCAAAGCUAGAAAACUUUCUAGUGCACUCUCUGCUGCUAGUUCUGCUUGUGACCAUAUUCGUGAUUGGUUCCUUGGAACUCCAGGGGGUACUUGGGUUUCCAUGGGUGUUUACUCUGAUGGCUCAUAUAAUGUCCCAACUGGGCUAAUUUAUUCCUUCCCAGUUACUUGCAAGAAUGGAGAAUGGUCUAUUGUUCAAGGACUUUCAAUUGACGAGUUUUCGAGGAAUAAGUUGGACUUGACAGCUAAAGAGCUCAGUGAGGAGAAAGAUCUUGCAUACUCAUGUCUCUCGUGA